Messenger RNA from Trichoderma breve, 1080 nucleotides. Its product is annotated as phosphoinositide phospholipase c, ca2+-dependent domain-containing protein. Gene Ontology annotation, molecular function: phosphoric diester hydrolase activity. The transcript is spliced from 6 exons. The record is from RefSeq and is a predicted model, not a curated record. Lineage: Eukaryota; Fungi; Ascomycota; Sordariomycetes; Hypocreales; Hypocreaceae. Gene Ontology annotation, biological process: lipid metabolic process. Bases 1 to 1080 code for a protein of 359 amino acids.
AUGAUAUCGCGACAUUUCAUCUGUGUUUUAUUCGCCCUUGGUGCAGUGGCCGUUCCCUCGACGUCUCAGAAGGUCCUCGCGGGCGACUGCUCUCAGCAUGGGCUUCUGUGGGAUUGCGGCGCAAAUGGGCUGGUCUGGACAAAGGGAGCGGUGCGGAUGAAUCACAUGCAGGUUGUCGGGUCGCACAACAGCUAUCACGUCGAAGCACCCAAGGCGGAGCGCGAUCUUCAGACUGCAUGGACAUCUGCGGCUACGGAUUUGCAGUACUCGCAUGCUGCUCUGGACGUGCAGCUGGAGUAUCUCCACGUGAGGAAUUUAGAGCUGGACUUGCUCGCGGAUCCUGAGGGUGGCAUGUAUAGUGACCCGCUGCUUAGAAGGUUUGCCAGGUUGGGCCCGCUUGAUGAUCCGAAGCUUAAGAAGAAGGGUACAAAGGUGCUGCAUAUACCGGAUGUAGACUAUCACACUACUUGCUCGACGCUGGUGUCCUGUCUGCAAGUUAUCAAGACGUGGAUGGAUGCGCACCCGGAUAGCGUGCCUCUCCCCAUUAUGAUGGAGUUCAAGACGGCUGAGGAGCUGGGAGAAAGGCUCGGCGGCGCCAAGGUGGUACCGUGGGACACUGAUCUUUUGAAUCUCAUGGAUGAGGAGAUUCGGUCCGUCUUUGACAAGUCGCAGCUCAUCACCCCAGAUGAUGUACGCAGAGACGGCCUGACGCUGGAGGAAUCCAUCUUGAAGUACGGCUGGCCGGACUUGGACAGCGCAAGGGGAAGAAUCUUUUUCCUUAUGGAUAAUGGUGCGCCUGGACAAGGCGACUGUGCGUUCCAAAGGCUUAACGAUCCUUUGACCGAUACAGAUGUCGAGUUCAUCCAGGCCCAAGUCCGCGCAAACUACUGGGUCCGCACCCGCGCCGACGAGCCCCUCAGAACGGUCUUCAAGGAGAAAUGCGAUAUUUCUCGGCGAGACGCGGCGCUUCGGUCGGGGGCGCACAUUGUGUCGACGGACUUUGCGGGCUAUGAGCUGAGUUCGCGGUGGGGGGGGGGAUGUGAGGGGGGUUUGGAGCCGGAUGAGUAUACGGAGAAUUAA